AUGGCGGUGGCGGCGCGGGCCCUCAUGCUGCCGGCAGUGGUGGAGGAGCUGCUGAGCGAGAUGGCGGCGGCGGCGCGGGACGGCGCGCCGAUUCCUGAUGAGCAUCUGUUAUCGCUGAAGUUUGUCUUUGGCUCAUCCGCCGUCCAGGCCUUGGACCUCGUUGAUCGCCAGUCCGUCACCUUAAUCUCAUCACCCAGUGGGAGGCGUGUUUACCAGGUACUUGGAAGUUCCGGUAGAACAUACGUGUGUUUGGCCUCUUGUCAUUACUGUUCGUGUCCGGCAUUUGCCUUCUCAGUGCUGCGGAAGGGUGACAGCCUCCUGUGCAAGCACCUCUUGGCAGUUUAUCUUAGUCAGGUUAUGAGGACCUGUCAGCAGCUGAGCGUCUCUGACAAGCAACUGACUGAUGUAUUAUUGAUGGAAAAGACACAGGAAGCAUCAUAA
This is a messenger RNA of Lipotes vexillifer (Yangtze River dolphin), 441 nucleotides long. It is a transcript of the gene ZSWIM7, whose product is annotated as zinc finger SWIM-type containing 7. Gene Ontology annotation, biological process: double-strand break repair via homologous recombination. Gene Ontology annotation, cellular component: Shu complex. The record is from RefSeq and is a predicted model, not a curated record. The coding region runs from base 1 to 441 and encodes 146 amino acids. Gene Ontology annotation, molecular function: zinc ion binding. The transcript is spliced from 5 exons. NCBI's taxonomy places the organism in Eukaryota, Metazoa, Chordata, Mammalia, Artiodactyla, Lipotidae.